AUGCAGCCUGUGGUGAAAGGACCUCUCGGCCCUCCAUUUCGGGAAGGCAAAGGGCAGUACAUAGGUAAGUAGCCUUCGGGUGCACAGAGUCCGGAGGAGGCAGAAGUGGGGGUGGGGUGGGGUUGUAGAGUUUUAUCUUGAAGAAACAACAACUCCCAGGCCCAGGCCUCUUACUGUUUUUACCUACUUAAAAUGUUCAGUUUACUUUUACAGUGGUACCUCAGGUUAAGAACUUAAUUCAUUCCAGAGGUCCGUUCUUAACCUGAAACUGUUCUUAACCUGAAGCACCACUUUAGCUAAUGGGGCCUCCCGCUGCCGCUGUGCCGCCAGAGCACGAUUUCUGUUCUCAUCCUAAAGCAAAGUUCUUAACCUGAGGUACUAUUUCUGGGUUAGUGGAGUCUGCAACCUGAAGCGUCUGUAACCCGAGGUACCACUGUAUUCUUCUUGUCAGUAGCCCUGAGAACUUGGCUAUAGGUUGGCAUAUAACUGAUAAUUUUUAAAAAAUUGUUGCCUUCAUCUUUCCAUGUUUAAUGUUAGCUUCACACCUCCUCUGCCUAGACCCCACAGUAAUUAUGGUGAUUCCAUCCCUGCCCUUUUCUCCUACAAGUAGAAACCAUAGUUAACGGAGAAGAUGUUUAAUUUCUAAGUGGUAGUUGCUAGGAGAAAGGAGGCCAUCAUGCUGUGUCUCCCAGUGCUGGUUGCUAGGUGAUGAAGAGAUUGUGCCAUUUUGGUUGUCUCACAGUGGUGCCUAAGAGUGUGUGGCGCUGUGUCCGUUGACUAGCAGAGGUUGCCUGGAGGCCAUAAGGUUGCAGUGUGUGGUCUGCAUUCGUGAUGGUGGUAGUUAGGCCACAGAAUGGCUGCAGAAGCAAGUGGUACUAUUGCUUCCCUUGAUUGGGACACUAUACUUCUGUUGAUGCAUCCUAGAAUAGCAUUUGCUUUUUUUUGCUGUUUCAUCACACUGUUGACUCACAUGAAGCUUGUGGUCUACUAAGACCCCUAGAUCCUUUUCACAUGUACUACAGGAAAGCCAGGUGUCCCCCAUCUUAUAUUUGUGCAGCUGGUACAUUUGUCUCUGUGGAAAUUCAUUUUAUUAGUUUUGGCCCAGUAUGGGCCAAACUUCUAAGAUCAUCUUGAUUCCUGAUUCAGUCUUCUGUGGCAUUAGCUACCCCUCCCAGUGUGGUAUCAUCUGCGAAUUUGAUGAGCAACCCCUCCAUUCCUUCAUCCCUGUCAUUUAUAAAGUUGUUGAACAACAGUGGGCCCAGGAUAGAAUUGUGUGGCACCCCACUUGUCACUUUUUUCCAGGAUAAUGAGGAACCAUUAGUGAGCACUCUUUAGGUUCAGUCAACCAGCUACAAAUCUACCUAGCUGUUACCUUGUCAAGCACACAUUUUACCAGCUUUUCUGCAAGAAUAUCAUGGGGAACAUUGUCAAAAGCCUUGCUGAAAUCAAGAUCCACUAUAUCCACAGCACCCCCCUGAUCCACAAAGCUUGUAACUUUAACAGAAACACACAGGAGGUUCAUCUGGCAUGACUUGUUUUUGAGAAACCCAUUUGGGUCUUAGUAACCAGGAGCAGAGGAAGGGGGGUGCGGUGGGGGCGAACCGCCCCAGGUGUCUUCGCUGAGGGGGGUGACAUUUGGCGCACCGCCUGUGACUCCCAAGCCUGCCCCAAGCUGUCGGGGGAAAGGGGGAGCUGCGCCGCUUUGCCGGCGGCAUUCCCCCACUUCCCCCUUUGUUUUGACAGCUGGGGGUGGCUUGGGAAUCACGGGUGGGCAGCGUGCCGAAUGUCUGCCAUUGGCAGCUUGCUCCGCCCCCCAGCUGCAGGGCGCACACGCCGCUCCGUGCACUCAAGUGGCUAUACCGCGCCUGGAAGGGCACCCUCCGUGCCCGGCCCCCCUUGGGAGUGUGCCUGUCCUAGGCAGCACAGGCAUAUGCUCCACCACUGAUGACAGCAUCCUUUUUUUCUAUGUGCUGACAUAUCAAUCUAUUCUAGGACCUUUCUUGGUAUCUGUGUCAAGCUAAUAAUUUGGGAGUUUCCUGGGUCUACUCCCCAACCCUUUUUGAAGGUGGGGUAAAAAGAAGAUUCUGGAAACUACCGACCUGUCAGCUUGAGGGAACCACAAGGGACAAGCCUUUUCUGUGGUGGCUCAACACAGUGGAGCUGGGGUUGGCUUCUCCCUUUUUGUAAAGCCUUGAAGUCUGAUUUUCAUUGAUUGGCCCUUCCCCUGUGUAGUUUAUGUUUCACUCACUGAAAGUAGGUUGCUAUAUCAUUGUAUUACUGGAAUUGUGAGUCUGUUUUUAUUGCUUUAAAUUUAUUUUUAUACUUUCUCUAUAUGCAAAUACAUACAUAUACAGUACAUGUGGGGGGGUCUUUUUUUUCUUGGUAUUAGUGAUACUGAUUGUUUUUUGCAUGUACUUUGUAUUGUUAAAAAGUUAUUUGGAUGGGAUUUCCCCAGAAAAGCAACAUACAGAUAUCUAAAAAUAAAAAAGCUGAUGUAAAACAGAUAUAAGUUCAUAGUGCAGCUGUGCACAUAGAGGUUAGCUCUGCUCCCUUUAGAUGAUGGAACAACAGUUGUGGCUGUUGCUAGGCAUGUGUGCGCGCACACACACAUUAUCUCAAGACAUGCUGAACCUUAUUGCUUUCCCUGAAAAGGCUUGGGUUCUCAGAUCAGUUCCCUUAGUAUUUACUGUGGUUACAUGGCAAUGGCAUCACAACCCAAGGUGAUUGGAGAGUGCAGUGGCUGGAGUGCUGGACUGGGAAGGCAUGGGUUUAGACCUGCCCCCACCCCCCAUGUGUUCUGGACAAGACACCACCUUUGAGUCUAUUGUUGUUGAGAGUGUAGGUGCUGUAUUAUGGGACCAGGGUGUGAUAUUGGCGUUUUCUGUGACAGGAGAUUUAAUUAUCUUUUUUAUUAUUUCCCCCCUUCUUAUAAUCAGAAGCUAGCUGAGUAAGUGGGUUCCAAUUUCUGCAAUGUAGCUGGGAAGAAUAUUUUAAUUUGCUUCCCUGUUCUGACCUCCCCCCCGCACCCUGGCCUUGCUUCAGUGUAUGAGCUACAAAAGGGACUCCUGUGUAUUUUGCCUCAAACUGCAAAAUAACUGUGGCAGGGCAGCACGCAGGUGUGGGCCAGCAAAGGAGAUACGCUGUAGAAUAUAUGGUGCCCAGUAAAACAAUUCACCUUUUGUUUUGCCUAGAGGUGGAAUACGACUCCCAGGAGCCUUUGCACUUCUGCUGGCUCAAGUGGGUUUGCAUUGGCGGGGGAGCCUAGGAAUAUGUCUCUGUUUGAGUGCUUCCUUUGAUUGGCUUGCCAUCGUGUUCAUGCAGGUGUUGGUUUGGAGAGCGAGACCAUUGGACAGGAAGCCUGGUGUGCUUUUCAGCUGAGGAAAGGCAGGCAAUCAAGGCAGGCCACCCAGAGAGGAGAGGAAACUGGGGCCCAGGCUGGCAGGACAUUGUUUCCUGCUGCAGUAGCCUGAGUUUUUGGGUUUUUCCUUCCCUCUGGGGUACCUGCUGGAGACAGCCACAGCUAAAGGCAGGAUGUUGAGUGGAAUGGAUGUGCCAUAACAACGUCCCCUUCAGGAAGACGGAGGAUGCGUACACACUCCGAUUAGUCUGCAUCCAGUGCACUUCCACUUCUGGUUUGGGAAGCAGUGUACACAUGAUGUUAGCACAAUCCAUAUAUAUCCCGCAGUUUCUUAGGAAAUAGUGCAUUUUGAUGCAUUUUCUCCCAAGCCAGCUUUGAUCCAAAUUGAGAAGAACAGCCAAGAUGCACUUUAAGCUGAUAAUGUUUACAUAGCCAGAGUAUGAAUUGGCAUGCUGUUUCAUUUGGCUAGUGACUUUAGGUGGGGUAGUUGUAUUUUGCUUGGUGGAGGGAGGCUCCCUCACUCUUUUAUUUUCUUGUAUUGCCUUCCUCAGUAGCCUGUGGGUUGGUUGGUUUGGUUUUUGAUGGGGUAAUUUAUAUCUAACUUCAUCGUUUAUGGCAGGGGUAGCAAUCAUGGUGCCCUCCAGAUUUAGUUUAUUGCCAGUUCCCAUCUAUCUCAGCAAGUGUGACCAAACAUCAGGGAUGACUGGAGUUGUGGUCUAAAUAUAUAUGUGGAGCACUUGAUUCCCACUGUGCCCCAGUUCUCUGUUAGUGCCGUUCUGUUUUCAGGAUUAGCAGUCAAUGAUCAACACAGGAGGAUGCAGACAGCCCAAGGCAUUUUGCUGCCUGAGGCAGAACAGUAAAUUGCACCAUUCCCCUCCCCCCCAAAGUGUGCAUUAUGUGUGUGUUAUUUUACCACCUGAGGCAGAAAAAUCCCAUGAGUCUCUCUCUCUGGGAGAUAAAUUCCAAUAAUAAUAAAACAAGAGACCAACUGCUGCCCUUUUGUAACAAGGGACUGAGGCAUCAGCCUCACUCUACCUAAAGUUAGGGCAGACCCUAGAGGAGGGGCCGAAAUAUAGGUGUGGCUGCCUUGUUCCAUUUGGCUAGUGAAUCAUCAGUUUUAUGAUCACACAGUGGCCUUAUUCAGCCAUGUCUCCCACCCAAGGGCCACAUCCCAUAUUGCACAGGAAGACUUCCCCAGAAUAGAAGAGAGCUUGGCUCAGGCACUUGGUAGGCAGCAACCGUCUUCCCAUCCUAAAGUAAGGUGUCAGACAUUCAGCUGGGCGACAUAUCACACCCAGUCUGUUUUUAAAGCAUGUUAUUCAUUUAGUUUUCUUUUAAGAUGUGUGGCAAUCAGCAUUUCACAGGAAAGGGCUGUACCUCAGUAGUAGACUGCAUGACUUGUGUGCAGAGGGUCCUAGAUUUCAUCCCUGGAAUCUCCAGACAGGGCAAGGAAACAUUCUUUCCUGAAACCCUGAGCAGCCACAGUUGGUAGGGUGGGGGUGAUUCUGUUAGCAUUCAAAGCUGGAUUUAUCAAAGCAAUAUGAGAACCAAAACAUAGGCAUCCUUCAAAAUUCACACUUACCCAGAUUUUGCAGUGCAGUUCUCCAACAAACAAUCUGUGAGCUAUGAAAACAGAUGUCCUUCAGCCCUCCUCAGGUGAUUCACCCAAACCUUGGGAAAUUUACUAUUAGAGUUACAAAAGCACACAAGCAGGAAACACAAGCCUGAGAAGGGUACUGACAUUUAGGCCAUUGCAUCCCUUUGCCCCCUCAGGAUGGAGGUGAAUUACAGUUAUUAAAUCUUUUACUCUACACCAAGACUGAUGACAAGGUCAAGUUAAAAACUUCUGAGCUUGUAAAUAAAGCCGCUGCUGUUAAAACAGUGUAAGUAACUUGGCACCGGUGAAAACUGUCUUUUGGUAAAUGCUCUUACUCUGCCCUAAAAGUGAGGAAGUUUUGUGACUGCUGCAGGCCGGGUGUGAAGGGAGGGUUUUCAGGCUACCACUGUGAGACAGCAGGUGCUCUCCAGUUGCAGCACCACAGCUGGACAGCAAAGGGGCUUCCCGGUCAUUGUUGAGGGAUACAGGGGGCAGUACGGUAUGAAAUCCGGGCAGGCUUCUCUGGCUGACAACAGACAAAAUCAGAGAAGUAAUCAAUGGUCCCUGGGGACUGCUUCACUCUGAACUGGAGACACAGCUUUGCUGAACCUUGCUGGAGACUGCAGGCUUAUUAUCUAGGUUGGUAAAGACACAUGGACAAGAGAGAGCAGAUCCAGAGGUGUAGACCCCUGUAAGAGAAGGGCAGGCCCUAGUGGUGGAACAUCUGCUUUGUAUGCCGAAAUCCCAGGUUCAAUCCCCGGCAGCUCUCAGGGUAGGGAAACCCUGGAGAGCUGCUUACUAGUCAGUUUGGACAAUACUGAGUUAGAUGGAUUCUUUGUCUGCCUUGGUAUAAGGCAGCUCCCUGUUUCCCUGAGGCUUGAAGAGACUAGAUUUACCUCCCUGUCUGCAAAACAAGUGGCAUAAGCACUUUCCCACAUGGCACCUAUGUUUUGGCACACCUGAUAAUCAGAUGUGCUGGGUUGUUGGUGAUGCACAGGAGGCUUAUAAAAGCAGCCAAUUAAAAUAAAUGAAACCUGGCAAAUGUUUAAGUGCUGUUCCCCAUCUUCACAACCAUGUAGGAGUUCACAUUUAAUAAGUUAUCAGCAGUGCUUUCCAAAGAUGCUUCUUCAUUUGUUAUAUUCUUUACACAGGGAAUAUUGGUGUAGAAAGCAUAUAUACACUACCAUAAUGUAUAUAUGCAAACUUGGGAUAUUUACCUCGAAAAGCUAAAAUGUGUAUAAAACUUCUUGCUGGAAAAAAAAACUCUCAAAGCAUUGUUUGGUAAACAAUGUUGAGGUGGUUGGGGUUUUUUUUGCAAUCAAGCAGUAUAUAAAUUUUAUGAAAUGAUAUUAAAUAAAUAAGAUUCAGUGGACUUUGGGGGAAAUCAGGUCUCUGCUUGGGUGCAUUUUUUAGAGGAAAGUGGCUUAAGCUAUAAAUGGCACUCACAAAUGAUGUGGUAUAUGAGAUUUAGGGCUGCAGGAGUCACCAACCUUGUGGGGCCUGUGGACACAACUGCAAACUAGAGAAACUGUGGACAGCACAACACAACAACAACCAACCACACACCACAGCCUAUUCUGCUGAUUACAAUGGAAUGCUUCUCUCAAAACUAAUUUCAGGAAAGGGAGUGUAGGCUCUGGGCACCAGGAAAUCCUUGCCAGGCACAUCCCGGAAGUGGUGUAUCAUAGUGGCUCAGAGACAGAUAUGAACCAGGCAAUCCCCAGUUCACUUCUCAUGUCUGCCAUGAACUCCAUAGGUUGCAUUGGACAAGCCACAGUCUGUUGCUCAGCCUUCCUCCCCUGCCACGUUCCCAUCUGCAAAAUGGAAAGAUACCACUGGCAUACCUGACAGCAGCCUUUGCCCAACUGGUGCCCUCCAGAUGCUUUGGUGUGACUCCCAUUGGCCCUAGCCAGCACAGACGUUUUGGAGAAAAGGCAGCCUUACAGAGUUGUUGCAAAGACUGCAGCUAGGUAAUGUACAUAAUGUACAUAAAAUCUACAUGUACAUAAUGUACAAAAUGUACAUAAUAUCUAUAUUAAGGUCCCCCAUGCCUACAAAAGAUUCCACUCCAACUUCUUUUUUGCCCAGUAUGCUUGGGACUGCCUCCCCUCGCUCUAAACCUACCUUUUCUUUGAAUCCUUUGACUCAGCCCUCUAGUUCCUCAUGCUCUGUGCCAACUGCUGCUGCCUUGAGAAGGACUGCCCUUGAUGAGAGGUGGAGACUGCAGCUAGUGUAAAAUGCAACUGCUAGGCGGGUCAGUGGGGCAGCCAAAUAGGAUCAUGUGUCCCUUGUCCUGAGAGCACUGCACUCCCUCCCUCAGUACCUGCCCCAAGGCAGCUGCCUCACUCUACCUCAUGGUAUCUGUUGCAUUUGGUGAUAGAACAAGAUGUUUCUCAGCAUCAUUCCAGAGUACAUGUAUUGCUGAUGCAGAAUUAUAAUUUAUAGAACUGUGAGAGAGUAAGGGAAAGGGUAUCUUUACCCAGAUGUCUUAAAGGCUAGCAGAGAAGAUGGGCAUCUCUUGCACAGGAAUUACUGCUCAACCGACUAGGCUCAUCAGAUGUUUAAAUGUGGUAUGUAAGGAGGUUAAAAGACACACGCACACCCUUCUAUGUAGCAUUAAAGGGAGCAAAGGUCUUCUUUUCUUUUUCCCUGCCUUUUCCAGCUGUUGUGAAGCUCUUAUCUGAACUGCAGCCAAGGAGAACAAAACAAAGCACAAACUCCAGCACAGCCUUACUGAGAAGUAACAUUUUUGGCUGCUGAUGGGCUGAGAUUCAAGUAUCUCUCUGUGCUAGUGUUUAUUUCUUCCAAUGUGUUCUUGUUGCCACUGAGCAGGCUGAGUUUGUGAAAACAGCAGGCAGCAGCAGCAGCACACCCUGGGUGAGAGGCAACAAAAGAAAAGAAAGAAAAGCUGAUCAGGCAAGGAAGGAAGAUUUGUCCAAGUUUUAGAACUAGGCUUUUCCACCUCCUUCCUCCCCUUCACUCCCACUCAUUCUCUAGCUCAAGCAUGGGGUACAUCACUCCAGCAGCCCCCUCCAAAAAAAACUCUACACCCAUGGCCCCACCCACAAGAGGGAGAAAGUACCUGCACACACACUCUUUUCCCAAGGACUGACAGUUAGAUCCAAUGGAAUUAACUGGAACAUAGAAGAGCCAGUCAGUUUAGAGUAGACAGUACUGAGCUAGCUGGACCAGUGGCCUGACAUAGCAUCCUGUGAAUGUGCAGACACUUUGCAUUUUCCCCAAGGACUAACUUACAGCAUGGUGACUGCUCAGAAAAGACAAAUGUUCUGGGGACAUGAUACCUAACUAUUCAAAAGCAUGCAGAGAACAUACUCUGAAUGUGGAAAAUAUGCAUGUUGAGUUCUCAAGUAAGAAAAUAAAACGAGGAGGCAGGCAUAGGGGCUUGAACUAGAGCCCUGGCUUAGCCCCAGUGCCUUUUACAAGGCAAGAAAAGUAUAUUGCCGGAGUAAACUGGGGGGACAAAUAGCUUCAUGAUCAGGUGAUGGCCAUAGCCAAUGGAAAAAUGCUGAUGCUUUAUGUAACACCACCACCUAGUGGCUGUUUCUGGAAUUUGCAGUCUUUCAAAGUCACAGUUUCUAAGUUGCAAUAUCAAGAGGCCUCCAAAGGCAGCUUGAGGAGGAGGCUUGUCUAGUUCCACUCAUGUUUGAGACACAAACAGAACCAUGGGAACAGAACCGCAGGAACUGGGAAAGUCUAGGUGCAAUGAAACAUAGGGGUUUGCCAUGAUGCCAUCACUGGUUCCUCCGGGGGAAGCCAGGUACAGAGUGGUUUUCAGGAGAAAGUUGCCACAGUCUGAAUCAGGAGCAUAAUCCAGAUUGGGGCCUGAGGCUGCUUUUUCUCCAGAGUAAAUACAGCCAGGUUAAGUGUGUUUAUUAAAGUGUGUGACUAACUAAUAACAACAACAACAAUAAUAGUUUUAUUACUUAUACCCUGCCAAUCUAGCUGGAUUGUCCCAUACACUCUGGACGGCACUUGGUCUCUGACCUAAGUUCCCCACCUGUAAAAUAGAAUCAGUAAAAGACCUUGCAGGAUUGUUCGGAUGAUGAACAUUUUGAAAAUGAAAUCAGAUUUAUUCUCCACCUGUGAUAUAAAGGGCCACAAACACAUUUUGUGCUGCUAGCACAAUCAAGUGUCAAGGCAUUUUUCUGAAGUCUACCAGGGAGUGGGAGCUGAUUGCAUAUGUGCUCCCUCCCAGAAGCAGACACCAUCCCUGCAAAUAAAACACAUAGCAUGUCAGGGUGAUGGUUAGAUAAAUCUUUUUUGCUUUUACAUGCAGAGGCAUACUGCUUCCACCAUCACCUUUAACUAAGCCUACCUGCAGAGCAAAGCAAAAAAGAAACUUCUCCUAGCAGGUUCCUAGCAAUAACAUUUUUGAUUUAAUUGUUCAUGACUUGCAGUGUCAGGAAAAACUUCGGCAACUGAUUUUCUUGAAAUGGCUCUUGAUGAGGAUUUAUCAUCAGAGGCAUGGAUCUGGUUUUAGAAAAUAAUCAAUGUAGUGCUUUUGAGUAUUCACAGCACUUCAAAUACAUUCUCCAUUUUUUAGUAUGUUCAUUCUUGCAACCUUUUAAGGUAGGCCAGUAUUAUUAUCCUCACUUUCCCAUCUAAAGUGUGGAGGGGGGGGGACUGUGACUAUAUGAGUGCAAAGGGCUUAGUGUUUAUGCAUUACUCACGGCAGCUAACUAAAAUCAAGAAUGAAAUACACUUAAAACAAAGAGCCUCCCAUAACAGUUAGAAUGUGAAGAACAAUCCCAAUCAAGAAGAGGCAGAGCUCAGAUGUUAAGAGAAAUGGGGGCCAUCCAUUGAAGAAACCUUCCCUUAACACCCACCAGGCUUUCCCUCCCCCCCUUUCUUGGUGGGUGUAGCCUUUAAGCACUAGUUGAGGUUCUCCUCAUGCCUCAGUGGGAGGGCAUAAAUCCCCACACAAACACUGUUGCAGUUGAGCACACACUCUGUUUCUGUGGCGAGACAUAAUUCUUUUGAAAUUGGAUCACAUCAGGGCUGCAGUGUCCCAAUUUCUCCGUGCUAGCGUCCCCGGUUUGGUUUUCCUGUCUGCUUUCCUGACCGGCUGAAGUUGGCAAAGUUGCAUCUGUUCGUUCCCUUUCCACCUCUCUCCCCCACCUCCCAAUUCCUUUUCAUAAGACUGGUGUGUGUGUGUUGUUUUUUCUUUCACUCUCAUUCCCUCGCCUUGUAGGCCUGACUGCUUCCUUGUUCUGAUGACCUAGAAAGCUAAUUCUUCUCAAACUAUUGACUGCAGCAUAAGAACAUACUGAAAUAAUUUUCCUCGGGAAAGCAUUUUUUCCGGGCGCCGAAAGAGAACGAAAAAAACUUGCUUGAGCAUACAAGCUUAAAUGGCUCUCUUUGGCUGCAUUACUACUGUGGCCACUUAAGAGCUAUAUGGGCAAGGAUUUCCUGAGAUGCCUUUGCAACCCUAGCUAGGACAGUGGAUGUGGGCAAGGCCUUUGAUAUGCAGAUAAGCCGCAAAUGUUUCCACUAACAGGAGGAGAGUAACAUCAGGAAUGUCUGGUGCUAAUUUUUCAGAUUUGAAAAUAAGAUAAGUGUAUUCCAUACACUCACCUACUGGAAUGAGGGCUGCUUUGUCAAUGCCAUCUGGGUCUUUUUCCUCGCAUGUGUGUUUCAUUUGCAGAAUUAGUCUCCCAUUGGCUGAGGGAAACUGUUUCACAAUGGCCAAAUCUCUGGAGACUUACUUUCUUUUGAAGAGAUGGUGUUGAUCCUGUCUAUCGCUGCAUCAAGACAGUGCUUAAACAGAAGUACAUGCGGAGGCGGGGGUAGACCCAAACUCAGCAUCUUUGUGUAGAGUGAACAAAGGCUCUUUUACAUCACUCAUGAGUUUUAGGGGAACACCAUGGCAUUUAAAAGUAUGUAAGUUUAGCACAGUUUCAACAACAGAAAAGCAGGAGAGGCCUGCCUGAGCACUGUUCUUUGUUUUGUGCCUCUUGCAAGCUAGGUUUCUUUACGAAUGUAGUUUUCUUAAGGGGCUAGCCUUUACCUCCAUCUGCGACCCUCUUGUACAGUAGAUUUUGCAUAUGCAUAUGCAGAAACAUAAUCACUUGUUCUUAUUUUAGAGUUGUCUGGAUUAUGCUGUUUAAUUGUCACAAUGCAGAAAUGCAGCUAAUUAUUCCAAAGGACCUCAAAUCUAAAUACAUAUUUGGAAAUAUGUUGUUGUUCUUGUGCAAUGUCCUUUGAUGGCAUUAAUGUGUCUACUCAAGACUUUCAGGCAACAAAGGUUGUUACCUACCCAGAUACUAUGUUCUGAAAGCAACAGAAGGAAGUUUAACCAAUAAUGGUGCUGGGAGCCAUUGGUAGUUGGAGCUGAAGAGAUGGCAUGCAUCUACAUUUCCCUUGGCUUCCAAAAUGUUACUUGCCAGUCCUUUCUUUCCCAAUUCAUACUGAUGUGUCCCUCUUCUCUUUGCAGAUAUGCCACCACUGCUGCCGAUGGACCUCAAAGGAGAACCCGGACCUCCUGGAAAGCCUGGCCUAAGAGGACCUCCUGGCCCACCUGGCUACCCUGGGAAACCUGGCAUUGGCAAACCAGGGCUCCACGGCCAACCAGGCCCCGCAGGCCCACCUGGCUUUUCUGGCAUUGGCAAACCAGGCAUCCCAGGGCUCCCUGGCAAGGCAGGUAUGAAAGGGAUGCCUGGAAUUAAUGGUGAGCCGGGCAUGAGAGGAGACCAAGGGCCACGAGGCUUGCCAGGCCCUCCAGGAGUGCCUGGACCAGCUGGCAUUUCUGUGAACGGAAAGCCAGGCGCAACAGGAAGCCCAGGCCUGCCAGGAUUCCGGGGGGAGCCUGGGGCCAAAGGAGAGCCUGGUCCCCGUGGCGAGCGUGGCAUGAAGGGUGAAAAUGGGGUUGGGAAGCCAGGGUUGAUAGGGCCGCGGGGAAACGGAGGCCCCCCAGGCCCUGCAGGCCCUCCGGGGCCACAGGGAAUUGGGAAACCUGGGCUUGAUGGGUUGCCUGGUGCUCCAGGUGGCAAAGGUAACCCAGGGCUUCCAGGAGAGCCAGGGCUCAGUGGGCAGCCUGGCCCUAUGGGCCCACGUGGCCCACCAGGUGUGGAUGGAAUUGGUGUGCCAGGGGCAGCUGGUGUGCCUGGACUGCAAGGGCAUGUGGGCCCCAAGGGAGAACCUGGUCACCGUGGCCUUCCUGGCAUGCCUGGGCCUACAGGGUACGGGAAGCCUGGGCUGCCUGGCUUAAAGGGAGAUCGUGGGCAACCAGGUGUGCCAGGAAUCAGCGGAGAAAAAGGGGAGCCCGGAAUGGAUGGAGAGCCAGGCGAAAUGGGUCCCCCUGGUAUCACUGGGGCCCCUGGGAUUCCUGGCUCUAUGGGUAUGCCAGGUAAACAUGGCAUUCCAGGCCCUAAAGGUGAAGCUGGACCAAGUGGGCCUGCAGGGCUACCAGGUAUGCGUGGGGACCAAGGGCCUAGCGGUUUUGUGGGGAAGCCAGGGAUUCCUGGGGAGCGAGGAUUGCCUGGACCACAAGGGAUGCCUGGCCCAAUGGGCCCCAAGGGGGAAGGUGGAUUUGCUGGUCUCCCUGGGGUUCCAGGGAUUACAGGGCCCAUGGGCCCAAAGGGGGACUCUGGUAUUCCAGGGCAACCAGGCCUCAGGGGCUCAUCAGGGAUACCAGGUCUGCAAGGCCCUUCUGGUCCAAUGGGGCCCCAAGGUUUACCAGGACUGAAAGGAGAGCCUGGCCUCCCAGGCCAACCAGGAAAUGGCAAAGUAGGGGAGCCGGGUAUUGUAGGUCCCAGUGGGCCACCAGGGGUUCCAGGAAAUCCUGGAUUAAAUGGGCUGCCAGGACCACCAGGGCCACCUGGACCCCCAGGAGCACCCGGGAUGUUUGAUGAGACAGGGAUUGCUGGCCUCCACUUGCCAAAUGGAGGUGUAGAGGGAGCAGUUCUGGGGAAUGGCAAGCCUGGGAAGCCGCAGUUUGGCCGAGGGGAACUAUCUGCCCAGAUGGUACCUGCCUUCACUGCCAUCUUAACAUCACCAUUCCCAGCCUCAGGAAUGCCAGUAAAAUUCGACAGGACUUUGUACAAUGGUCACAACGGCUAUAACCCAGUGACAGGAAUCUUCACUUGUCCCAUCUCUGGCAUCUAUUACUUUGCCUAUCACGUGCACGUUAAAGGAACUAAUGUCUGGGUGGCACUUUACAAAAACAACGUGCCUGCCACCUAUACCUACGAUGAAUACAAAAAAGGCUACUUGGACCAAGCUUCUGGUAGUGCAGUGCUUGAACUCAAAGAGAACGACCAGGUCUGGAUCCAAAUGCCAUCGGAUCAGGCCAACGGUCUGUACUCCACUGAAUACAUCCAUUCAUCUUUUUCUGGAUUCCUUCUUUGCCCUACAUAA
Molecule: messenger RNA, 13331 nt
Organism: Podarcis lilfordi (Lilford's wall lizard)
Lineage: Eukaryota; Metazoa; Chordata; Lepidosauria; Squamata; Lacertidae
Source: the annotation of a GenBank genome assembly